Ctenocephalides felis (cat flea) is the source of this 1655-nucleotide messenger RNA. RefSeq names its product lysophospholipid acyltransferase 7 (gene frj). Gene Ontology annotation, molecular function: lysophospholipid acyltransferase activity. The record is from RefSeq and is a predicted model, not a curated record. The transcript has 9 exons. Gene Ontology annotation, cellular component: mitochondria-associated endoplasmic reticulum membrane contact site; membrane. The coding region runs from base 1 to 1476 and encodes 491 amino acids. Lineage: Eukaryota; Metazoa; Arthropoda; Insecta; Siphonaptera; Pulicidae. Gene Ontology annotation, biological process: lipid modification; phosphatidylinositol biosynthetic process.
AUGAAUGUGGAUGAUAUUAUUUAUAUGUCAAUACUGUUUUUAUGUAUCGGAUCUGGUCACUACUACCGAAAAUACCUUAAUAAUAUUGCAUUAAAGAAAUGGAUUGGAACGGCUUGUGGGUUCUUAAUUGUUUUCAUUGUGUCCGGGGUUCAUAUCUUACAUCCUCUGUUGAGCGCUAUUAUAAAUAAUUUUAUAAUUCUAUUCGUUGAUAAAAGAAAAUGUCACUUAGUAAGUUUUACAUUUAUGUUCCUAUACCUAUUUUUCUUUCGAUGUACCACAUGGUUUGGUAUCCCGUAUCCACCAGCUCAUACUAAUCUCAUUCAAAUGAUUUUGACAUUAAAGCUCGUUGGACUGGCAUUUGAAGUCAACGAAUCCCACACACAAAAACUGGUAGCUAAGAAAGAACAAGAUCAUGAUUCAUCAGAAAUUAAUCCAACAUUCAUUGAAAUGUUUCAUUAUGGAUUUAAUUAUAUAGGGGUCUUAACUGGUCCAUACUACAGUUACAAGACGUUUAGCGAUUAUCUAAGAUUGCCCUACAGCAAAGCGGCCGACUGUAUGGGUGAAACAAUUAAAAAACUGAAAUGGGUGCCAAUAUUUUCUAUAUUAUUUCUGAUAUCUGAAAAUAUGUGGCCAGUAAAUUAUGUCACAACUGAUGCAUUCAUGGAUAGAUCCUUUCUAUAUCGAUUGUGGUAUGUGUGGCCUGUAUUUUUUACUUUUCGAAUGCGCAUUUAUAUAGGACUAAUCCUUAGCGAAUGUGUUUGUACUAUGGCUGGCUUGGGAGCAUAUCCAGCGUCGACGCACCCGACGCCAGGUGGUGGACCUACUGUUGAAUAUAAGGGAAAAAUGGAUAUAAUGUCUUUGAAAGAUGAAGAUAUGGAUUUUGAAGUGAUUCAUAACAUUGACCCGGUUAAAACAGAUACAUGCGUAACUUUCAGAGAAGCUAUGAAAACUUGGAAUAUGUGUGUUCAAUAUUGGUUGGCUAAAAAUAUCUACAAAAGAUUUCCAAGCAAGAAAUAUAGAACUAGUGCAACUUUGAUGGUGUCUGCCUUGUGGCAUGGCAUUUAUGCUGGUUAUUACUUUUGUAUACUCGGUGCACCAUUUUAUUUGCCAAUUGAGGACCUAUAUGAAAAUCUAUUCCGGAAAUAUUCCAGUGGUAUUGCUCGUCAAUUGUGGAACCACCUGUUUUGGGCUAGCAAAAUGUUUGCAUUUUCAUAUAUGGGAAUAGCAUUUUUACUUUUGAAGGUUGACUUGGUGUGGAAAUAUUACAGCUCUGUUUAUCAUUUUGGAUAUAUUCUCUGGAUUGGAUUAUAUCUUGGUGGUUUAUUAAUUCAAGAUCAGCAGAAAAUCAGAAGAAACCGUAAUAGUUCUCAGAUAGCUAGCGAAAUCAGUAAAGGGAUUUCUGCAGACUCUGGAGCAAAAAUCCAUACUGGUAUUAGAGAAUCAAAUAAAUCAAAUGACUUUAAUGAAGUGCAGUAGUUCUUUACUGGUGACAUGAUUACAUAAAAGUGAUUUUAAUGAUAACCAAAUACUAGGUUUUAAUUUGCUGGAUAAAUUAUGCUAUCCAUUUGAAUUUGAAAAUCGGAAUACGGAUAAUGAAACGAUUUUUUUUAUGUAAAAAAGGAUAUUUGUGUCAUGGGUAAAAGUUUCCAAAUGUU